GAUGUAAAAGCGAGAUAAAGAUGAGCCUACAUCGUUUAGUAUCAACUUAAGUUAUCCCACACGUAUAUUAGUUGUACAGUCAACGCAGCCGUCCAUUUUAGUCGUUAAUUUUUUUUUAUUCAAUUUACAAUCAAUUAAAUGUCAUUAUUUAUUUAUUAUUUACAACAAUUGCUGUAGUGUAUUGCGAUUUUUAUUGUUUUUUUUUAAAGUGAAUUUGUACGAAAAGAUAAUAAGAAAAACUGUAAAAAAAAUAUAUUGUAAAUCCAAGGAAUAAGGAUUAAUUUUGAAAGAUGAAUACAGAGAAAUUUAGAAUCUCGUAUAUUUCUAUCGAUCUUGACCUUCGUCAACAUAUAUACACACGCGGAAAUAAUUUCUCUAGAAAGAGAGACAGAGAGAGAAACAGAAAGUGUGACCGUGACCACGUGUGUAUAAAAUUGGGUUUGGGCGCAACUUAGUUUUUUCGAUGACAAGUUCAAGAUCUUUGGUUUUACCAGUUUUGGCGGCAGUUGGAGCAGUUGUUAUUAUAGGAAUAGGAGUAAAGCUUUACCUCUUAUAUGUACCUGGUAAAAAUAAGAAACAAAAAAUACUUUUAGAGGAUCCUGUAGUUAAAUACAGUCUUCCAUUGAUUAAAAAAGAAAUUAUUAGUCAUGACACGAGGAAAUUUCGUUUUGGCCUUCCAUCCGAAGAACAUGUUUUGGGACUUCCAAUUGGUCAACAUGUGCAUUUAACAGCAAAAAUUAACGACGAAGUUGUUAUUCGUUCCUAUACGCCUGUAUCGAGUGAUGACGAUAAAGGAUACGUUGAUCUAGUCGUUAAAGUAUAUUUCAAAAAUGUACAUCCAAAAUUCCCUGAGGGGGGAAAAAUGUCUCAAUAUUUGGAAAAUUUAUCCGUUUCGGACACUGUUGAUUUUCGAGGACCAUCUGGACGUCUUGUUUAUAAAGGCGAAGGCAAAUUUACAAUUAAAUUAUUAAGGAAAGAACCUCCCGUUGAAUACAACGUAAAGAAGGUUGUCAUGUUGGCUGGUGGAACGGGAAUAACGCCAAUGUUACAAUUGAUUCGUGCAAUGAUCAAGGAUCCAAAGGAUCAAACGCAGGCAUCACUUUUGUUCGCCAAUCAAACCGAAAAGGAUAUUCUUCUACGAAAAGAACUUGAGGAAAUUGCGAAAAAAAAUUCUGAUCGUUUUAAACUUUGGUUCACACUCGAUACAAGUAGCGAAGGUUGGAAUUACAGUACGGGUCACAUUAGCGCUGAAAUGAUAUCCGAACAUAUGUUCCCACCGUCGUCGGACACAAUUGUCCUCAUGUGUGGACCACCACCAAUGAUUAAUUAUGCAUGUACGCCAAAUCUCGAUAAACUUGGUUACGACACAAAAUUGCGUUUCGCCUACUAAAAAAAAAAAGACAGAAAAAAUAGUUCUCUAAAAUUAAUUAUAUUAAAAAAAAGAGAGAAAAGUUACCUUUGUAGAUAGAAGAAAAAAAAACGAAAAAAAGCCUUUUUGAAAUUUAAUAUUGACGUCGCUUCGUAUAUAUGAGAGAAUGAAUAAAAAAAAAGCAUUUAUUCACGUGAGAAUUUUUAUAAUUGAGAACAAAUUUUUUUUUGCUAUUGCUAUUUAUAAUUGUAAAUUUAGAUUAAUUUGAGGAGGUAAAUUUUCUUUUUUUUACAUUGUCGUUGUCAUCAAUUUUUUAAGGGCUCUAGCAAAGACAUCGAAAUCGAGGAAUUGUAAUUGUUUUUUUGUUUUUACCCAAAAAAAAAUCACGAUUUUCAUUCUAUGAAAAUA
This is a messenger RNA of Leptopilina boulardi, 1777 nucleotides long. Its product is annotated as NADH-cytochrome b5 reductase 3. NCBI's taxonomy places the organism in Eukaryota, Metazoa, Arthropoda, Insecta, Hymenoptera, Figitidae. The transcript is spliced from 5 exons. Gene Ontology annotation, molecular function: FAD binding; oxidoreductase activity. Gene Ontology annotation, cellular component: mitochondrion. The record is from RefSeq and is a predicted model, not a curated record. The coding region runs from base 464 to 1390 and encodes 308 amino acids.